Messenger RNA from Candidula unifasciata, 1165 nucleotides. Lineage: Eukaryota; Metazoa; Mollusca; Gastropoda; Stylommatophora; Geomitridae. The record is from the annotation of a GenBank genome assembly.
AUGAAUUCCUAUUUCGCGGCUUCCUUUCUGCCGCAAUAUUCACCCGAAAGCCAUUACGUGCCUAACGGUUAUGGCUCUUCUACGACCACUAACUAUGGACUCUAUUCUUCACGGUUUUCCGACCAUUUUGGUGGAUACCAAACAUCAUCAUCCGGAGGCUAUGGCGGAGUCGUUUGUGCCAGCGGUACUACGAGUCACCCAUCUGGUAUGUCAGGCUUAUCGGAGUCUUGUGCAUCACCGUAUAGUUCGUACCAUGCGCAAAAGUCAUCUGGGUUUUUGCAUACAAACCCGUACUCCGGGGUAAGUCCAGUUGGCGGUCACCAUGGAAGUUUAGGAUCACCGAACGAUGUCACAUCGGCAUCUGGGUACCCUAUAACUCCAGCGCAUUCGCACAACUCUUCUGGUCAUCACGCGCCGUUGGCUCACGAUAAGUAUAACAACAACAACAACAAACACAGCUCUCCGUCGUCGACGUCGUCGCCGUACGCUCACCACCAUCAUGGACUACACCACCCAACGGGCCCCAGCGCCCUUACCAACGGGAUGGUGGCUUCUGGAAACAAUACGAACGCCAUCAACAACACCACCUCUACAAGCAGUCGACCUGGAUCGGAUACACCACCUUUGCUCAACGCUCACUCACAGCACCAUCACUCACUCAGCCACCACACGGCUACCAGUCAGCAGCAGCAGCAGCAACAGCAGCAGCAGCACCACUCUCAACAGCCAACAGCACAUCAUAGCAGCCACCACGGCAACAGCAACAGCGCUGGAAUCCAACAUCCAGCGGUUUCCAACACAGCAGUUACUGCUGCAGCAAGCAACAACUCAAAUAACACAAUCAACGGAGCUACAACUAAUCACCCGCAACAGCGGCUGCAGAACGGCUACCUCGGGGGAUAUGGCUCCACACUGGAAUGGCCUGGGCAAAACCAAAGUCAUAUUUCCACCCCUUCGCCAUCUAUAAGCCAACAAAGCCCAUUCGGAAGUCCAGGGGAAGCCAACACAUUAAGUUCAUGCUCUUUGAGCCCCAAGGCUGUGAGUGAUGAUAUAUCUCCACAACAGCAGCAGCAGCAGCAAUCUGCACAACAACAAACCCAGAGCCAGUCAGCGACAUCAUCGCCCGACCAACAGGCUCCCUUUUAUCCUUGGAUGGGGAUUGUAG